AUGGCCUUCUAUGGGCGCACCUACACGCUCGGCUCAGCCGACAAUCAUGGCCUACAUGCGCCCGUUAAAAAAUGGGACACCAAUGGAGGCACGCCGGGCAGGUAUACCAAUGAGAGCGGAUUCUUGUCCUAUUUCGAGUUCUGCCAAGAGGAGGAGACCUGGACGAAAGAGUUCGAUAAGAUCGGCCAGUGCCCAUACGCCUACAAGCAAAACCAAUGGGUCGGCUACGAGGACGCCAGCUCGCUUCGUGCCAAGAUGGACUGGUUGCGCAAGGAAAAGUAUGGAGGCGCCAUGAUUUGGGCGCUUGAUUUGGAUGAUUACCGAGGCGUUUGCGGGGAAAAGGACGCCCUGUUCAACGUGCUCACCAAGGGCCUUGAAGGUUAUUCAGUGCGUGUUCCGCCCGCAAUCGAGCUCACCACUACGAAGAAGCCCAACGAGUGGUGGUCGCCACCACCUUCCUCGACAACAACAACAACAACAACAACAACGACAACCACGACGACAACCACUAGCACGAGUAGACCGAGAACAACUCGUUUCACGGAACCAACAACGACGCGAAAACCGUCCGUUACAAGCAUCUCAACCUCCACCUCAACCUCAACCAUCAGCGCAACCCAACGACCGGUGACAGGUGGAGAGUUGCAACCCGAAACAGGUGCACCAACUGAGUGUCCUGCCGACUCGACUGGCCAGAUGCUGUCCUCUUUCCGGCCGCAUUCAACUGACAACACGCUUUAUUUGUGGUGCAUAAACGGCAAGGACCUAGUUCUCUCGUGUCCGCCAGGAACCGAGUGGAACAAUGUCGAGAAGCAGUGCAUGGCGCGCGAAACCUUGGCUGGGCCGUUGCCACUUGUUGGUCAUCCACUUGCAGCCGGCCAGAUGGAUCUGGAUAUCAAUUUGGGCGCUGCUGGGCCACCCGACAGGUUCUUCGCUUUGUUUGAGUCUUCGCGAAUACGCACAGGGAAUCCCGAGAGAUUUGGCUCGUACCCGCCAAGAAACGUGGAGGAUGAGUUUGUAUUUCUGCCACAAAACAAACCGCGAAUAGUUGAAAAUUUCCAUGACGAGAUGCUACCGCUGCAAAAUAUCGUCUUUCAACCAGGUCGUCCAAUCGAAUGGUUCUAG
Cryptomeria japonica (Japanese cedar) is the source of this 1125-nucleotide messenger RNA. RefSeq lists its product as uncharacterized. NCBI's taxonomy places the organism in Eukaryota, Viridiplantae, Streptophyta, Pinopsida, Cupressales, Cupressaceae. The record is from RefSeq and is a predicted model, not a curated record. Gene Ontology annotation, molecular function: chitin binding; chitinase activity. Gene Ontology annotation, biological process: carbohydrate metabolic process; chitin catabolic process. The coding region runs from base 1 to 1125 and encodes 374 amino acids. The transcript has a single exon. Gene Ontology annotation, cellular component: extracellular region.